AUGGCCUUUUCUCGGCGUUGGGAGGGCCAUGUGCCGAAUAAGGGCUACCGCGUGCAGCCCCCGAUCCCGGAUCAUCUGAAGGACAGCAUCAACCUCUUCGGGAACAGGAACGGGAUCGCCGGGGGCGGGGAGGCCCCCCUGCCGGCGGAGGGCACCGGACAUUUAGUACAAAAGGUUCUUUCCAGCGGCUCACACAUCAAAAACUACAAUAAACUUGACCGCCUGCGCAUCGCGAUGAAUCGGGCGCGCGAAGAACUCCCCGAGCAUCCCACCUGGCAGGAGGUUUAUAUGUUUUUUCGCACGACGGAGAUGUGCACCGAGGUCCGUGUGGAGGCCGGGGAUGUCUUUCCCAAGGGGCAAAAACUCUGGAUUGAGCUCGAGGCCUGUGAGGAGAAACGGGUGCCGAAUCUCUUGGAAAUGCCUAACGGGCUGCUCGUCUUGCCCGUUUUUACCGUAGAGGAAACUAUCGAUCACUACUUUUCCCGAAACGAUAUCUUCGAGUCGUGUUGGUUUCCCGUCCCAAGAAUGGGAACUCGUUGGGAGCCCUUCUGCGCGCUGCCUUUUCCCGCGUGUGUGAUCGGAACGCUCGAGCACUUCUCGACGUUAGCGACCGUGGCCUUACCGCAUCAGUUUGCGAUUCUAAUUAACCCCGGGCAGUAUUCGAGCAAAUUUAUCACAUACCCCGAGAUGGUUCGGCUUUCGCAAAUCAAAAAAACACCCCUGAUGAAGCGAGAGCUCACGCUCGUGAAGGAGAAGGAUGGAAAGAAGGAUCUCAUCGUAGAUGAGCACCUCAUAACGUUAUUUGAUACGCGAAAGAUGACGCUUAAACGGGUAGAACCCCACGAAGUGGAGGAGAAGAUGCGUGGCAGGCCGCAGAUUCCGCCAAUUGCGCAGCUUGAGCUGCAUUUAUUGCUUUUUAAAUACCCCGAAAUCGAGAAGGUCUAUGUGCGAAAAGUCGAGCGCCCUCGUUGGCGGACAAUGAUAGGGGUGCCGGAGAUUCUCACCGAGAUUGAUAUCAUUUCGUCGCCCAAAAAUAAACCCCCAGAGAAGUUUCUCCAACACUUAAAGCGAUGGAGUUAUAUGAAGGAAUUCCUCAUGGAUGUGCAUAUUGAGCUGACUACGGAGAUCCCAGAGUCCUCUGGGGAUUCAAUUCCAAUGUGUAUCUACACUUCAGAAGAUGGCAAUUUUCUGAGAUCGAUGUACACCUACAAAAAGGAACAUUUAACGCGGAAUAUAGGUUACCACGAACCAAUCCUUGAUGAAUUAGGAAGGAAGCCCUACGAGGGUUAUAAUUACUUCGACAUGUGA
Phytomonas sp. Hart1 is the source of this 1308-nucleotide messenger RNA. Lineage: Eukaryota; Euglenozoa; Kinetoplastea; Trypanosomatida; Trypanosomatidae. The record is from the annotation of a GenBank genome assembly.